Akanthomyces muscarius is the source of this 705-nucleotide messenger RNA. RefSeq lists its product as uncharacterized. NCBI's taxonomy places the organism in Eukaryota, Fungi, Ascomycota, Sordariomycetes, Hypocreales, Cordycipitaceae. Bases 1 to 705 code for a protein of 234 amino acids. The transcript is spliced from 3 exons. Gene Ontology annotation, molecular function: cutinase activity. Gene Ontology annotation, cellular component: extracellular region. The record is from RefSeq and is a predicted model, not a curated record. Gene Ontology annotation, biological process: carbohydrate catabolic process.
AUGAAGGCCGUCAUCUUCCUCUCUCUUCUCACCCUGGCCUCGGCCGCUCCCAAGAAAAAGGGACCACCUGUCGACCCGACAGUAGCUAACGAGUUUAACCUGGAUCACAAGGAUUCGGAGAAUUGCCCGGGCUUGCUACUUCUCUGGGCUCGCGGCACGGAUCAGGAAGGCAACAUGGGAGCAUCCCCCGGUCCACAGUUGGCCAAGAUGCUCAAAGAAGAAUUCAACCUCGCCCAGAUCCAGGGUAUCAACUACCCAGCCUGCGUCGAAGACGUUCUCCUUCCCAAGGGAACCACCGAGGCCGCCAUCGCCAAUAUGACGGAUUAUGUCCAACAGGUCUGGGAGAACAAGAAAUGCCCGUACACUCCUGUUAUCCUGGGCGGCUACAGCCAGGGCGCCGCCGUCGUACAUGGUGCUGUCGAUCAGCUAUCAGAAAAGCACUUCUGGCAUGUCAAGGGCGUUGUCACCUUUGGUGACACCCGAAAGACGAUCGAUGGGGGCAAAUUUGGCAAUCUUGAACCGGUCAGGAGCCUCAACAUUUGCAACGACGGUGAUACCAUUUGCACCAACGGCACCAUGGAGAUCACAGAUGCCCACUCAGACUACGCGAAACAUGUCCAAAAGGCUUACGACCACAUCUGCAAAGUGGUCCACAUGAAACCGGCCAAAGGAAAAAAGCAGACGUGGAGAGAAACUGAACAUUAA